UGUACUUAUUUGAUUUUUAUUACGUCAAUAAAUUAAUGUGUUACCUCCCAGGGAACGUUUCUUCAGGCUACUGUCCACAUCAUACUAGGUUUGAAUCAUUGCUGUCCAAGAUUAUUGAUACCUCCCUGUGGCACAGCCCCGAGUCAAGCAUGAUAUCUCCUGGGACAUUUGCAACAGCUUGUGAUGAGACCAGCAAAAUCCAUAACCCAACAAGCCUGCCUGAUGCUACAUCUGUGAUCAGCAUUGCUAAAUCCCCAGGGGAAGGAGCCUGUGGACAGCUGAAGGCAACUCCUACCAAUCUCACCACACACUUGACAGAAGAAAAAGCCCAACAGAUGCCAGAGGAUAUAUCAGCAGAAAGCAUUGUUCAGAAGUUAGUGGAGGAUCAGAAUGAAAAGAUUGUUCCUGUGAGGCUGCAGGAAAUAAGCCAAGACACAUUGGAUUAUUCCAGCGACUGUGGAAGGUGCAGAUUGCAGAAAUCCAUGGAAGAGACAGAGAGAGCUCAUUCUACACUGGAUAGUGUUCUAGAGAUGGUGGAAUCUAGAGAUCACACAAAGGAAGAAACAAUAAAAAAACAUGCACCAGGUGAAGAGGCCUUAUGUAUGUUACAAAAGAAAGAAAACAACAGCACUACAAACCAAAUCAACACUAUAAAAACACAGGGAGAAGUGACAGAAGACUCAGGAAGCAAAACAUCAGCGACAAGUGUGUCCACUGCCGUUGCAGGGUCAUCGUCUUGGAAUGAGGCAGAACUUGGAAGUCCAAUUCCAUGGGGAGAAAUCUUAGCUUAA
Molecule: messenger RNA, 791 nt
Organism: Amblyraja radiata (thorny skate)
Lineage: Eukaryota; Metazoa; Chordata; Chondrichthyes; Rajiformes; Rajidae
Exons: 6
Coding region: 36-791 (251 amino acids)
Source: RefSeq, a predicted model, not a curated record